Molecule: messenger RNA, 3285 nt
Organism: Aspergillus ruber CBS 135680
Lineage: Eukaryota; Fungi; Ascomycota; Eurotiomycetes; Eurotiales; Aspergillaceae
Product: putative ATP-dependent permease ADP1
Exons: 2
Coding region: 1-3285 (1094 amino acids)
Cellular component (GO): membrane
Molecular function (GO): ATP binding; ABC-type transporter activity; ATP hydrolysis activity
Source: RefSeq, a predicted model, not a curated record
AUGCGUUCAAAGUCAACAGUCCGGUUCUCUCUGCUCACCUGGCUGUCGUGGUCAGCUUCUGCAGUAGCAUGGAACAACCUUUCCGACUCUCAAUUGCUAUCUCCGCGAUUCUCGGCCUUGAAUGACCGUCCUCCCGAAUGUCCGCCUUGCUUCAACUGCCAGCUUGACGCUUUCCAGUGCUCUCAAUUUGCGGCCUGCGAUGGUUCAACAGGGAGCUGUAUCUGUCCUCCCGGGUUCGGUGGUCUCGAUUGUUCCGAACCGGUCUGUGGCUCUCUGGCCGACUCCAACCGGCCGCUGCGCAAAGACAAAUACUGUAAGUGUGAUGAUGGAUGGGGUGGCAUCAACUGCAAUGUUUGCCAGACAGACGAUGCGUGCAAUGUGCUCAUGCCGGAAGGAGAAGGAGGUGUCUGUUAUCAGCAGGGUGUCACGGUUAAUGAGAACCAUCAGAUGUGUGAUGUGACCAACCGGAAGAUCGUGGAUUUGCUCGGGGAACGAAAACCGCAAGUGACUUUUUCUUGUGAAGCUGAAGAGCACACGUGCAAUUUCCAAUUCUGGGUGGAUCAAAGGGAGUCGUUUUACUGUGAACUGGAUACGUGUGACUGGAAAUUGGAAACCGACUACAACACGAACCAGACACAAUACAACUGCGACAACAUUCAGUGCAAGUGCAUUCCUGGACGCAUGCUAUGUGGCGAAGAGGGUUCAGUCGAUAUCGGUGAAUUCCUUGAGGUGUCUAUCCAAGGUCCAGCUAGCUUCUCGUCCCACUCUACCGAGGGUGGCAGCAAAGAAGAUGGCAGCAAGUUCGAGGAGCCAGCGAUGAAUGAUCUGAUCUCCAGUAUCUUUGGUGACCCGAGUAUCUUUCUGAAUUGCCACUCAGGCGAGUGUCUCUACAAAUCUAGCGUGCCUGGAUACGCUCGCCCGAUCAAAACCAUCAACACCCCUGUCAUCGCCGGGGUUAUCGCGGGCUGUUCACUCUUCGUCGUUGCAGUGAUCCUAGCCAUGUGGUAUCUCUCUCGGAGACCGCGUCGUGGAUACAUCCACCUGCCUCUGUCUGAUGACUCUGAUGAUGAAGCGACCAAGUACAUGGCGGAUCACAAGCCAGCGGCCCUGUACUGGGACAGUGUGUCCUAUUACCUGAAUGGAAAGGAGAUCCUCUCUGACAUUCGGGGCGCUGCGCCUCCUGGUCAGAUCACGGCUAUUAUGGGAGCUUCGGGUGCAGGUAAGACCACUUUCCUCGACAUCCUCGCUCGGAAGAACAAGCGAGGAACAAUCCGGGGUGAAUUCUACGUCAACGGAGAGAAGCUCAACGAUCAUGAUUUCAAAAAUAUGAUCGGUUUUGUUGAUCAGGAGGACACGAUGCUUUCAACCCUGACCGUUCAUGAGACCAUCCUGACUAGUGCGCUUCUCAGAUUACCCAGGGACAUGAGCCGAGCUGUCAAAGAACAGAAGGUGUACGAUGUCGAGAAACAGCUGGGAAUUUACCACAUCAAGGACCAGUUGAUUGGAUCGGAAGAAGGUAAAGGCCGCGGAAUUUCUGGUGGCGAGAAGCGAAGAGUUGGAAUUGCGUGCGAGCUUGUCACCAGUCCUAGCAUUCUAUUCUUAGAUGAGCCUACCAGUGGCUUGGAUGCAUUCAAUGCAUUCAACGUGGUCGAAUGUUUGGUUACACUGGCAAAGACUUACAACCGUACCGUUAUUUUCACUAUUCACCAGCCACGCUCCAACAUCGUCGCGCUCUUCGAUAGACUCAUUCUCCUGGCCCAGGGUCGGACAGUCUACUCCGGCCCGUUCUCAAGUUGUCAGCAAUAUUUCGAUGAUUCUGGGUACAGCUGUCCUCCAGGCUUCAACAUUGCGGAUUACCUUGUGGACCUCACUAUGCACGCCAGCGUCUCCCGCACGCGCAGUGACGAAGGACAAUCGACGCUCCUUGACGUUCGCAACGACAUUCCUAAGACUGCCUCAAGCAGCUUGAGGGCCGUGAAGUCGGUUGCCAGCGCAUCAAAUGCAAGCACUGCUGAAGACAACUCUAGUAGCGCACUGGAAUCGAACCGACGGCCCCGGAAUAAGCGGCGAGCGUCUCUGAAGCAACGACAAGACCGGCAACUCUAUUCUCGGAGGAAGGACGUCGAUACCUCAUCUGCUCCCAAGUCAGACGGAGAGGACGAGCAUCUAGACCGACAAGCGGAAUCGCAGCAAUGGCUUCGGCUUUCGCGGCAGACUGGCAGCGUUCCACCACAAGUUCUCGAUGAUCCGGACCAGUUACCGCCGGCUGCCCCAGGUCAAACUGAUCUCGAUGUCCUGAUUGCCCACUAUUCCAACUCCGACGUUUCUCAUUCGGUACAUGAUGAGAUUGUGACUGCUGUACAGAGUGCCCGUGCCGCCAACGGGUCGGCCAAUGCGGACAUUGUUUCAGGCCCUGAUGUAAUGGGACACCAUAAGAGCUAUGCACGGAUUGGCCUGUUCAGGCAGUUCCUGAUUCUCUCGCAACGAACAUGGCGCAACCUCUACCGGAAUCCUAUGCUGAUGUUGACACAUUAUGCAAUAUCUAUUCUGCUUGGUGUCCUUUGCGGCUAUUUGUUUUACGGGUUGACUGAUGAUAUCAAGGGCUUCCAGAACAGAUUGGGUCUCUUCUUCUUCAUCUUAGCCUUGUUUGGAUUCAGCACACUUACCAGUUUGACGGUGUUCUCUGCAGAACGGUUGUUGUUUGUUCGCGAACGGGCUAAUGGCUACUACCAACCCAUUACGUACUUUGCGGCCAAGGUUGUGUUUGACAUUGUACCCUUGCGACUUCUGCCUCCCAUUAUAAUGGGUAUGAUUGUGUAUCCCAUGACUGGGUUAAUUCCGGCGUGGGAAGAGUUCUUCCGGUUCAUUCUUGUGCUUGUGCUGUUCAAUCUGGCAGCCGCAAACAUUUGCCUUUUCAUUGGUAUUGUUUUCCGGGACGUUGGAGUUGCCAACUUGAUUGGCAGUCUGGUGAUGCUGUUCAGCUUAUUGUUUGCUGGUCUUCUCCUGAACCACGAUGCGAUCCCGGCUUCUGCUUUGUGGUUACAGACGCUGUCCAUUUUCCACUACGGUUUCGAAGCACUUAUUGUCAAUGAAGUUACUUUCUUGACGCUGGUUGACCACAAGUACGGCCUGGACAUUGAGGUCCCUGGGGCUUCUAUCCUCAGCGCAUUUGGAUUCAACACUCAAGCUCUCUGGAUGGACGUGAUUGGGCUAGGUGUGAUCUCGGGGGUGUUUAUUAUUGUCGCAUAUGGAGCGAUGCAUAUCUUGCUUGUGGAGAAGCGGUGA